AUGUUGCCCCCAAAAGCCAAAUUCGUCCGCGAAAUCGAGCGCGGCAGCACCAACAAUCGCACGCGCAAACCCACAUCCACGACCCCAUCCCCCGCACUCUCACAUCCCAAAUGCACAUUCACGGCCCCCUCACCACCAGACAUGACCUACUUUGCCCGCAUCCUCCGCUACCAACGCUACGGACGCGACGGCCUCGGGCCCGCGUACGCAAGCGACCUCACGCUGCCGGUGUACGAAAAGUACAAGUCGCCCUACCAGGUCACCUACACGGAGCGCCCGGGCUCGCCGCGGGGCUCGGCGCAGAGUGACCAGCUGCCCUUUGACGUUGCUGGCUAUCGUAGGGCUCUCGUGGCUGCCACGGUGAAGAGGCGGCAGUGGUGUACGUUUGUGGCGGUUGUUCUUGCGCUGCUGAUUCUCAUAUUUGGAGCCGGUGUUUUGGCGUUUGUUAUGGUGUCGGUUCGGUUGAAAUGA
This is a messenger RNA of Colletotrichum orchidophilum, 471 nucleotides long. RefSeq lists its product as uncharacterized. The transcript has a single exon. The record is from RefSeq and is a predicted model, not a curated record. NCBI's taxonomy places the organism in Eukaryota, Fungi, Ascomycota, Sordariomycetes, Glomerellales, Glomerellaceae. The coding region runs from base 1 to 471 and encodes 156 amino acids.